Messenger RNA from Exophiala dermatitidis NIH/UT8656, 3479 nucleotides. RefSeq lists its product as uncharacterized. The transcript is spliced from 3 exons. Bases 790 to 1776 code for a protein of 328 amino acids. Lineage: Eukaryota; Fungi; Ascomycota; Eurotiomycetes; Chaetothyriales; Herpotrichiellaceae. Gene Ontology annotation, molecular function: 2 iron, 2 sulfur cluster binding; iron ion binding. The record is from RefSeq and is a predicted model, not a curated record.
AGGGUAUCUCCCGUGCACUGACCGGGGUUGAAUCCGGCAAUCUACAUGCACGUGGAAUCUCUUGGGCACCAUCAUGCAACGCAGUAAUGCCUAAUCAUCCAAACCUGGAAAGUCGACUACGAUGCUAUAUCCUUCGGAUCCGAAAUACCAACACAAUAUGGCGAACUAGCCACUCAUGAUAUCAAUGGUGAUGCGUUUGCGUUCAGUCAUUUGAUCGUGAUAGACUUGGGCCUUGACCCGAUCAGGCAAUGCGAUCCCGCUGGAGCUGAAAUCGACAACCGCCAUCAACUAUCCUUUCAUCUUCUGCUACUCUGGUCCCGUCCUUGCGGAAGAAUUGUUGAACUGUUUCCAGGUUCCGACGAAUAUUAUUCCAGAGUACUGUUCACUAUCUCCACUCUGACAUUUAUUAGCACAUGAACAUCAACGUCUACUUGAAGCAUCACAGCCUGUGACAUUGUCCAGGCAACCGGCGCCGUCCAUACAAGACUGCAAGAAGUGUGAUAUGCACGCAGCAGUACUCACAUGCUCCAUUUGGCAGUAGUGAGCAGUAUGACCAUUGAUCACAUCCAAGGGAUUGGCGGUGAGUGGUGAACCUCGACACUCAUUCGGGAUAUAAUUGCCUCUUACCACUAACUGGGAUUAUAUAUCAUCAUGGUAAGGAGCUGCCGUUACAAUUUAAAACUAACAAUAUAACUUCAUUACGUUGAAAGCUAUUCGGUGUCUCACAUCGUAGCGGUUCCUGUCCCGUCUACUUCCGCGUCUCAAAGGAUACCCGACUACCAUAUUCAAAUGGAUGAAACUGCCACGAAAACACUCCCUGCAUCAUGGUACUGUUCACAAAAGCUGUACCAUCUCGAACAACUAGCGGUUUUCUACAAGGCAUGGUAUCUUGUUGGAGCAGUGCCCCGCUUUGCCGUCGAUCAAGAAGUCGAAUAUGAAUUUGCCGGUGUGGCCAUUGUCGUGAGCCAUAAGGGCAACGAGAAGUUCAAGGUGACCAGGAAAGCUGAUGCCACACCUUUACGAUCCUACCUGACACCCACCGGCCUACUCUUCACCACGAUUGACGCCAGCGCACCUUCAUUCGAAGAUUGGUUCCCGCCUUCGCUUCUGGACCUCCUGUCACGCUACGACUUCCGCCGUCUCCCGCACCGUCGCUCGAUCAAGUAUCCAGGCCGAUUCAACUGGAAAACCAUGGUCGACGGAUACCAAGAGUGUCUGCACUGCCAAUACACGCACCGAACCUUCAGCGUGAAAUACCCACCGACCUUCUACGAGGUACACAACCACGGCACAUACAGCCGACACGUGGCGGACCCGACGAAGCCAGAUGACGGUUUGUUCUUGUACUUCUUCCCCAUCUGUACGCUCAACCUGUACGGUGGCGGCAUGAGCAGUUUCCGCGUCUGUCCUGGCGCGAAGGUCGGUGAGACCCGCAUGGAGUUUGACUACUACUUCGACGACGGACACGGUGGCGUCAAGGGGUUCGAGGAAUACUUCCUCUUCGUCCGUAAAGUCGCCCUCGAGGACUUUGAGUUGUGUGAGGUCGCCCAGUCGAAUUUGGAGAGAGGUGUCUAUACCCAGGGUGUGUUGAAUUCGGUCAAGGAGAGUGGUGUGUUGCACUAUCAGCAACUGACGCGCAAAAUGGUCGUGGACAAAUUCAAAGAUGAGGAAGCUGAGAAGAGGAACAAGUAUUAUCUGGAUACGUCGACCUCGACUUCGACUUUGACGCCGUCGGCAUUGAGUCUGACACCAGCUUCUUCGACUUUGGCAGCUUAGCCUUCUUGAGACGUCUCUAGGAUAUCCUCUUGUGUGUGCAACACGCCGCGCAGCGGCAGCAGUAUCGUAGCUUGGGCCAGAAGUCCAAGUUCCCCUUGCUCUAUAUCUUUAAUGAGCCAUGAAUAUAUACUAGUACAGUAUCUGUCUACCUGGAUACCUAACAACAGCAGUAAGAUCAUCCGCAGUGGUAUGAAAAAAAAAGCAAAAAGCACCCAAAAAGUUAGUGAUGAUCACAAGUAGACUGAUUUACCAAUUUUAUUACAGAGCACAAUUAUGUACCUGGGUAGCUGCCACAUAGCUAGCCCUCAGCUCUCAGUCAAUGCAUCAAUCUGACCAUCAAGACCGCCAGAGCGGACUUCAAGUCGCAUAAGGUACACACACAAUCUCCACCAUCAGAUCAGUUCCAGAAAGAUACGCCGUGUGUCCGGAACGGGACAGCCUUGGUUUGCUUUGACCUGUACAUACCUAGGUCUCCAUGCUGAUCUGAUCCUUGUCGUUCUCUGCUCGUGUCAUUUACCCGUUCCUCUCUGCUCAUUUCGCAGUCCUUGCCGUUGCUGUUCAUGGUCCAUGUUGACCACUAUUGACCACCACCACCAUGAACAACCGAUUCUUCACUCAACCGACCCCAAACAUCACCACCAAGCCCAAAUCCUUCCUGCGCAACCGCCCUCUUGGCAAACUCGAUUUCCACAAACGGUUUUCUACCACCUGCACCACCUACACCAGCAGCACCAGCACUUCCACCAGCAAUACCAGCAGUAGCACCACCCGUACCAGUACUAGUACCAACCAAAGAAUCCCAACCAUCCUCGCCCACACCACGAUAAACACCAUGAUAAGAAUUCUCAUCCGAAACAGUGCGCUUGACGCGUUCAUCGGCCUCAAUCGCAUCGACCCAUUGUUGCCAGCGAGUGCCGACCUCGGGACGUGGGAACCCGCGAUAAUAGCUUAGGACCCUAGACAGCCGAAUGAUCCAGGGGGCGAACGCGACGUCGACGAAACCCAUUUCAGAACCUAAAAAGAAGGGACCUGUGGCGUGAGAUGCGUUGAGGAGGGAGGUGAUGUGUUUCUGGAGCGUGGAUAUGAGGAUUGAGUGUUGCUGUUGAUGCUGCGCAGCAGCAGGAGCAGUAGCAGGAAUUGGACCACCAACAUUGACAUUGCCAUUGUUACUACCAUUGCCAUUGCCGUUGGUUGGAGCUUGUCCUUGUCCUUGUCCUUCAGUAGUAAUGUCCUCGUCCAUCAUUUCCAAAUCGCCCUGCUGCUGCGGACGCUGCUGCUGCUGCUUCUGUCGAUGGGAAGAUGUUGCAGGCGGAGGCGUAAGCAACAGAGCAUAAAAGGCCGGCAAAAUCUUGCGAUUGAUAUGAUCUGUCCACAACCGACAGUGGGCUCGGAGCUGCGGGUUCCCUAGAGGCAAAAGACUAUAUCCCAUUGCCAGAUCUUCAAGGUACUCCAAGACAACACCGCUCUCCCAGAUGCCCCAGUUACCGUGGCGAAGACAAGGGAUAUGGCCUUCUGGGUUGACCUCCAACAGCUCAGGGGGCCGAAACGGGUCGAGAUGCGCGGGCAUCACUUCGACCAUCUGAUAGGGAAUGCCCUUGACUUCCAGAGCGAUCCAGACGCGCUGGGCGAAGGGACACAAACUGUUUGCAAAAAACGUGAUUUUUGAGGGUGCCGGGGUUGAAUGGCUGCGUGCGGUGAAGAAG